CUGAUGAGGAUUUGUGUAUCUGAAUCACAGAUGACACUGUAUACACUGGGUGUGACCCUCCCCUGUUCUCUGCCCAUUGGGUCUGUGACUGAUCUUACUCCCUUUGAUGACAACAUUGUUAACAAAAUCCACUACUUGUUUUCUGAAGUCAACGCAGUUCAAUGUAGCAUGGUCAGAGACACAUUGACCACAUUUAACAACAAGAAGUACAAGAUUGAGACGCCUCUCUCUUGCUACCAAGUUUUGGCUCAGGAUUGCACCAUAGAGCUCAAAUUCAUGGUUCUGCUGAAGAAGGAUCACGCAUCUGAACAAAACCACAUCAAUGUGAAAAUCUCUGACAUUGAUAUCGACCUGUACCCUAAGGACAAUGAUGUACUAGUGAAGGUCAAUGGAAUAGAAAUUUCCAACGACAACCUCCCAUACCAGGACCCCUCAGGUUCUAUCAAGAUCAAACGGAAGGGUGAAGGCGUGUCUCUCUAUGCCCCAAGCCACGGUCUCCAAGAAGUCUACUUUGAUAAGGACUCAUGGAAGAUUAAAGUUGUGGACUGGAUGAAGGGACAGACCUGUGGACUCUGUGGAAGGGCUGAUGGCGAAGACAGACAGGAGUACCGUACACCCAGUGGCCGCCUUACCAAGAGCUCAGUCAGCUUUGCCCAUUCCUGGGUGCUUCCUUCUGAGAGCUGUCGUGAUGAGUCUGAAUGCCUCAUGACGUUCGAGUCUGUGAAGCUGGAGAAGCAGGUGAUUGUUGAUGCCGAGGAGUCCAAAUGCUACUCUGUUGAGCCUGUGCUGCGCUGUCUGCCUGGAUGCCUCCCAGUGAGGACCACCCCCAUCACCAUCGGUUUCCACUGCCUGCCCGUCGAUUCCAACCUGAACCGCUCUGAAGGUCUGAGCAGCAUCUAUGAGAAGAGUGUGGACCUGAGCGAGAAGACAGAAGCCCAUGUGGCCUGUCGCUGCUCUGACCAGUGCAUUUAGUGCUCUGGUGGAGCAGAUACUGUAACUUUUAUAACAGAAAAUAUGUAAUUUCACAUCACUGAGAUGUAACCUACAACAUUAUUGAACACUCAAAUUGUAAUAAAUCCAACUGUGCAUUCAAA
Messenger RNA from Salvelinus fontinalis (brook trout), 1094 nucleotides. RefSeq names its product vitellogenin-like. Bases 4 to 972 code for a protein of 322 amino acids. Lineage: Eukaryota; Metazoa; Chordata; Actinopteri; Salmoniformes; Salmonidae. Gene Ontology annotation, molecular function: lipid carrier activity. The record is from RefSeq and is a predicted model, not a curated record. The transcript has 7 exons.